Messenger RNA from Penicillium cinerascens, 1248 nucleotides. RefSeq names its product 3' exoribonuclease family protein. The transcript has a single exon. Bases 1 to 1248 code for a protein of 415 amino acids. Gene Ontology annotation, biological process: nuclear mRNA surveillance; nuclear polyadenylation-dependent mRNA catabolic process; U1 snRNA 3'-end processing. Gene Ontology annotation, cellular component: cytoplasmic exosome (RNase complex); nuclear exosome (RNase complex). The record is from RefSeq and is a predicted model, not a curated record. Lineage: Eukaryota; Fungi; Ascomycota; Eurotiomycetes; Eurotiales; Aspergillaceae.
AUGGCGACCCUUGCGGCAACUGCUGCACCCUCGGUGACGCCGUCCCUCGCACUCCCACCUUCUCAAUUCGCUCGCCUUCAGCCUCACACCUACCUUCUUGCCCACCUCUCCCCUCCUCCAGCAAGCAACCAGCCCUCCAUCCGCGCCAAUGGCCGCGCCCCCUCCCAAUUUAGAGUCACGUCCGCCAAUGCUGGCUCUUUGACGCACACGAACGGCAGCGCUGUGGUGCGUGUCGGUGAUACGACCGCUGUCUGCGGUGUCCGCGCCGAGAUCCUGCACACAGAUGAUAUCGCCUCGUGGAGUGUAUCCUCCUCGUCGGCUACAAACUCAAACAAGCGCCGCCGACUGGCCAACCUCGGCGAGAAGCCAACAGAGGAAGAUGAGGAAGACAAGGAAGAUGCCGGCUUUGAGGAUGAAGAGGACCGUGCCCACAUGCAAGACUUGAACUUGCUCGUCCCAAACCUUUCCUUGAGCACCGGAUGUGCGCCGGGCUUCACUCCUGGCGCCCCUCCUUCUGCGCUUGCUCAAUCACUCUCUCAUCAGAUCCUUUCUCUCUUGCACAGCACACGCCUCGUUCGGGCAGACGACUUGCGCAUUUGGUACCAGCCGCCGAAUCUCGGCCCAGAGGACUUGGAACGCCAUAAUGAAAGCGAGCAGAUGGAUGUGGAUGCAGGGCAGGGUGCAGGCUCUGAAGAAAGCAAACCGCGAGAGAUUAAGGCCUUUUGGGUCCUUUAUAUCGACGUCAUGAUCAUUUCUCUUGCAGGUAACCCAUUCGAUGCCGCAUGGGCCGCUGUCUUGGCAGCUCUGCGUGAUACGAAGAUCCCGAAAGCUUGGUGGGAUAUUGACAACGAGACUAUUCUCUGCUCAGACGAUAUCUCGGAGGCUAGCAAGCUAUCUCUGCGCGGCUUGCCUAUCGCCAGUUCAUUCUGCGUCUUUGAGGCUGAUGCUGCUGCCGGCUGGCGCGCGGUCGUUAUUCCAGAUGCUGAGCAUCAGAAAGCUCAAGACCAGCGGAAGAAGGGCCCCCAGCAGAAAUGGAUUCUCGCGGAUCCGGACGGCUACGAGGAGGGCUUGAGUCAAGAGCGAGCUUGUCUCGUCGUUGACAAGCCGAAGAAUGGAAAGGGAAAGACGGUCAUCAUGAAGAUGGAGAAGCAUGGUGGCUGGGCAGUUGAUACCGAGGACUUCCGCCAGCUGAUUGAUAUCUCGGGCCAAAGGUGGGACGAGAUGAAGCGGAUACUUGAUCAAUGCUAG